AUGGCCGACUUCCAAGACGAAAAGAAGGCGGUCUCUUCCAUCGAUACCCCUUCCUCUGGAUCCCUGAACGAUGUCAAGGGUGUUUCCUCGCCGGCCCGUUCCGCCUCUUUUUCCCACGUCUCUAUCUCUGAAGAACUCAGCGGCAAGAAAGACGAGUACGGCUCGACCCCUGAUCACGUCUUUAGUGUCCCCGCAAUUGCUGCGCAUUGGGCUGAGGUCUAUGAGCGCGCCGGGUACGAGAACCGUCACCGAUUCGACCCGUCGUUCCAAUGGGACGCCUCAGAGGAGCGCAAGCUUGUGCGCAAGAUCGACUUCAGGAUCAUGUUUUGGGCUUGGAUCAUGUUCUGCAGCUUGGACUUGCAUCGGAAGAACAUCAACCGAGCUAUCAGCGAUGACAUGUUGCCGGAAUUGGGAAUGAACACAAACGACUUCAACUAUGGUCAAACCAUUUUCCUCGCUACCUUCUUACUGGCUGAGCUUCCCUCCGGCCUCGUGGCCAAGAGGCUUGGUGCCGACCGCUUUAUUCCCAUGCAAAUCGUAUCUUGGUCCAUCUUGUCGGGUGCCCAAGUCUGGAUCACCAACAGAGCCCAUUUCUAUGUCAUCAAGGCACUUAUGGGUGUUGCCAUGGGUGGUUUCAUCCCUGACAUUGUCCUCUGGUUGACCUACUUUUACAAGUCGAACGAGCUGCCCCUCCGUCUGGCUUUCUUCUGGACUGCUCUGUCGACCGUCAACAUCGUUGGUUCUCUGAUGGCCGCCGGGAUUUUGCAGAUGCGUGGUAUCAAUGGCUGGAGUGGUUGGCAGUGGCUGUUCCUGAUCGAAGCCCUGAUCUCCCUCAUCGUCGGUAUCUUCGCUUUUGUUCUCAUGCCCCCGGGUCCUUGCCAGACCAAGUCCUGGUUCCGCGGAAAGAACGGCUGGUUCUCUGAUCGCGAGGAAUACAUCAUUGUCAACCGUCUGCUGCGCGACGAUCCCUCCAAGGGCGACAUGAACAACCGCGAGGGCGUCUCGGCCAAAGGCUUGCUCCUGGCAAUCAAGGAAUGGGAGAUGUGGCCGCUCUAUAUUGUCGGCUUGUUUGCUUACAUUCCUCCUGGACCUGCCGGCAACUACCUCAGUCUGAUUCUCCGCACUGACGGCUUCAGCGUGUUCCAAGCCAACCUCCUCACCAUUCCCGCCUACUUCCUCUUUGCCUGUAACUUGGUCAUUCUGUCUUGGGUUUCCAAGCGGUGCAAAGAGCGUGCACUCAUCUCCUCCAUUUCGCAAUGGUGGAUGCUUCCCUUUCUCGCAGCCAUCGUCGCCCUGCCCAACUCCGGCGUCUGGGUCCGCUACGCUCUUCUCACCGGCGUCUUGUCGUAUCCAUACUGCCACGCCAUAUUGGUGUCUUGGAACGCCCAGAACAGCAACAGCGUGCGUACGAGGGCGGUUUCCGCGGCGUUGUACAACAUGUUUGUGCAGGCUGGCAAUAUUGUUUAUGAUAACAUCUACCGCGAGGACGACAAGCCGUUGUACAAGAGGGGGAACAAGGUGUUGCUGGCAAUUGUUUGCUUGAAUGUUGUGCUGUUUUAUCUGACUAAGGCGUUUUAUAUGUGGAGGAAUAAGCUGAAGGAGGAGAAGUGGAAUGCGAUGACGCCCGAGGAGCAGCAGGUAUAUCUGUUGACUACGAAGGAUGAGGGGCCGAAGAGGUUGGAUUUUAGGUUUGCUCACUGA
Messenger RNA from Sordaria macrospora k-hell, 1701 nucleotides. RefSeq lists its product as uncharacterized. The record is from RefSeq and is a predicted model, not a curated record. Gene Ontology annotation, cellular component: membrane. Gene Ontology annotation, biological process: transmembrane transport. NCBI's taxonomy places the organism in Eukaryota, Fungi, Ascomycota, Sordariomycetes, Sordariales, Sordariaceae. Gene Ontology annotation, molecular function: transmembrane transporter activity.